AUGGUGGGCACCAAGGGGACUGAGCUGCUGCAGCUAACACAGCCUUUAUGGGUGUUAGGGUCUCCCAAGAGCAUCGACUACAGUGACGUGAUUCCGGACUCGUUCUCCUUCGCCUCGGCAGAACCGCUCCCAGAGUUCCAGCUGGAACCGAAGGACGGGUUCAUCGUCAAGAACCGACCCGUCCAGCUCCGCUGUAGAGCCGCCCCCGCCACGCAAAUAUACUUCAAGUGUAACGGAGAGUGGGUCAACCAGAACGAUCAUGUGACCAGAGAGAGCCUCGAUCAGAUCACGGGCCUGGUGGUGAGGGAGGUGGAUAUCUCUGUAUCGAGGACCCAGGUGGAGGAACUGUUUGGUCUGGAGGACUACUGGUGUCAGUGUGUGGCCUGGAGCUCUGCAGGCACCACCAAGAGUAGCCGCGCGUACGUCCGCAUCGCAUAUCUGCGUAAGACCUUUGAGCAGGAGCCUCUGGGUCGAGAGGUGAGAUUGGAGCAGGAGGUGUUGCUGCAGUGUCGACCUCCCGAGGGCAUGCCCCCUGCUGAGGUGGACUGGUUGAAGAAUGAGGACACCAUAGAUCCGUCUCAGGACUCUAACUUCCUGAUGACCGUAGAAAAUGACCUCAUUAUUAAACAGGCCCGUCUCUCUGACACGGCCAACUACACCUGUGUGGCACGCAACCAGGUAGCCAAGAGACGCAGUAGUACCGCCACGCUUAUCGUCUACGUGAGUGGGGGCUGGUCUUCGUGGACUGAGUGGUCGGAGUGUAAUGCCCAGUGUGGGCGGGGCUGGCAGCGACGGACACGCAGCUGCACCAAUCCUGCGCCUCUAAACGGGGGAGCCUUCUGCGAGGGCUCGGCUUUCCAGAGAGUCACAUGCACCACGCUGUGUCCAGUGGACGGAGGCUGGACGGACUGGGCCAAGUGGUCAGCGUGUGGGACAGAAUGUACCCAUUGGAGGAGCAGGGAGUGUCAGGCCCCCCCUCCCCGGAAUGGAGGACAGCACUGUAGUGGGAGUAUGAUGGAGAGCAAGAACUGCACCGAUGGACUCUGUACACGCAAUAAGAAGGCUUCUAUUGAACACACCAGUUAUCCAAUGGACCCUGGUAUGGGUGUAACGGUGUACGCUGGCCUGGUGGGGGCGCUGUUACUGUGUGUGGUGCUGGUGCUGUGUGUGGGGGUGUUGGCAUACCGACGCAACUGUCGCCAUCUCCACGGCGAUAUCACUGACUCCUCCUCCGCCCUCACCACAGCCUUCCAGCCCGGCAACUAUAAACCACCCAGACAGGACAACCCUCACCUCCUCCACCCCUCUGCGCCCCCAGACCUGACAGCCACAGCGUGUACCUUCAGGGAUCCUCUCUUCUCCCUGCAGCAGGGUGCCAACGAUGGUCACCACAAGAUCCCCAUGACAACCUCUCCCCUGCUGGACCCCCUUCCCAGCCUUAAGAUCAAAAUGUACAACUCAUCUAACCUGUCAUCCCUGGAGUUACCAGCAGAGGGCCACAGCGACCCUGAGAUCCUCAGCCUGAAACAUGUUGGCAUGGGGGUCACCAUGGUACGGGACAGAGACGUGCACCAUACACUGUCCAGAGAGCCUGGUCACAGCACCUCUGUAACCCUGGGCAACCUGGGGGGACGCCUUGCCAUCCCUAACACAGGUGUGAGUCUGUUGGUUCCACCAGGUACUAUUCCUCAGGGGAAGUUCUAUGAGAUCUACCUCACCAUCAACAAGUGGGAGAAAACCAUGUAAGUAAACUAGACUCAUCC
Messenger RNA from Oncorhynchus mykiss (rainbow trout), 1763 nucleotides. The record is from RefSeq and is a predicted model, not a curated record. NCBI's taxonomy places the organism in Eukaryota, Metazoa, Chordata, Actinopteri, Salmoniformes, Salmonidae.